CACCACUGUCAACACUGUGACAAAUCCUUCACAACAUCAAAAUAUUUAAAGAUUCAUCAGAGAUUUCACACUGGAGAGAAGCCUUACAGCUGUGAUCUAUGUGGUAAAACCUUUUCUCACAGUGGUAGCCUAGAAAUCCACAGACGUGUUCACACUGGAGAUAAACCCUACAGCUGUGAACAAUGCGGGGCAGCAUUCUCACAUUUAAGUAGCUUACAAUCCCACCGACGUGUUCACACUGGAGAGAAGCCUUACAGCUGUGAUCAAUGUGGAAAAACUUUUUCUCAGAGUGGUCACCUAGAAAGACACCGACGUGUUCACACUGGAGAGAAGCCUUACAGCUGUGAUCAAUGUGGAAAAACAUUUUCUCAGAGUGGUCACCUUAAAAAACACCAGCGUGUUCACACUGGAGAGAAACCGUACAGCUGUGAUCAAUGUGGAAAAACGUUUUCUCACAGUAGUAACCUUAAAAGACAGCAGUGCGUUCACACUGCCUCAUUGUGAACAUGGUUCUUCAGGGCUCCAGACUAACUUUUUGCCUUGGUUGCACUGGUGCACCUAACUUUUUCAAAUUUUUCAUCUUGUCGCCGUUAAUGCUGAAUGGGGAUACACGAUAUAUAGCUCUGUAUUUUUUUACCAAGUGGGCUAAAUGUUCAGUUUUAAGUAAUUUUUUUACAAGCUCUUUUAUUAAAACAGAUUGUGAUUAAAAUAAAAUGCAAAGACAGGGUUUCCUUUACCAGUUUGAAAAUAGUAGUUGAAGUAGUAGUACCUGUAUGCUACUCACAGAGUGACCGCUGACUCAUUAUGAAUGGGUCCAGCACGGGUCGAUUAAUGCGCUUUGGCGGGUCAGCGGCGUUACACACGUCUUGUGUA
Messenger RNA from Perca fluviatilis (European perch), 873 nucleotides. Its product is annotated as zinc finger protein 664-like. Gene Ontology annotation, cellular component: nucleus. NCBI's taxonomy places the organism in Eukaryota, Metazoa, Chordata, Actinopteri, Perciformes, Percidae. The transcript has a single exon. The record is from RefSeq and is a predicted model, not a curated record. The annotation marks the transcript as partial.